AAAAAAAAACUCCCACCCGCUCGCAUUUAUCGAUGCCACUCUCCCCCUCUCACUCCGGUCACCACCACCCCGCCAGAUGCUUCGCCUCGCCGUCUUCCUCCUCCCGCUCGCCGUGGCGGCGGCGUCGCCGGCGCCGGCGAGAGGCCCCACGGCGUGCCCCUACGACCUCGCCACGGCGACGCGGAUGAUCCCGCGCGAGUGCUACGCCAACGCCACCGCCGGCCAGGCCGCCACCGGCUGCUGCUGGUACGUGUUCGCCGCCUACAUCUUCGCCGCCGCCGACCACGCCAACCGCACCGGCGCCGCGUUCCUCCCCGCCGAGCCCGCCGCCGCGUGCUCCGGCGCCUUCGCCGCCAGGCUGCUCUCCUCCGGCCUCGUGUCGCCGUCGCUCCUCGCAAACAACGGGUCGUGCGACCUCACCGGUGACCCGGGGAAGCUCGCGGCGGGCUCGCGGCCGUGCCAGCUCGCCACCAUCGACGCCGUGCGCGCGAUGGCGCCGCGCGCGCUGCCGAACGCGACGCGGCUCUGCGCCGCGCCGGGCGCGGCGCGCGCGCCGGGGGUCGGGCCCGGCGACCCCGGCUGCGCCGCGUGCCGCGGCGCGGUGAUCGCGACCACCUACGAGAUGCUGGCCAGCGCGCGCACCAAGGAGUUCGUGCCGUGCGGGAUGGCCGCCACCGUCGCCGUCUGGUCCCGCGCGCCGCCGCCGCUCGAGCGGUUCCGCGCCUACGCGCUCUGCAUGCUCCAGGUGCUCGAGAACGUCAACAGCCUCGGCACCAGCGACCUCGUCCCCUCGCCGCCGCCGCCGCCGGCGUCGCCGACCACCGCAUCGCGCCCACUCCCAAGCUCCUCCUCGAGAAGGAACACCGUCGCCAUCGCCGUCGGCUCGGCGUCCGCGGUUGUGGUGGCCGUCGUGGCGGUCGCCUCCGCCGCGCUGGCAAUCGUAACAAUCCGUCGCCGGCGUAGGUCGACGACGACGGCAGGUGACGUCAGCGACGACGAGUCGGUGGCGUCGCUGCCGCCGCUGCCGCGCGAGGGCCUGUACAUCUUCACCAAGUCGGAGCUGAAGCAGGCCACCAAUGGCUACGACGAGAAGCUUCUGCUGGGCAGCGGCGGCGCCGGCAAGGUGUACCUGGGGCGGCUCCCGUCGGGGCAGCGAGUGGCCAUCAAGAAGAUCUACAGGUCGAAGAAGGUGUCGGAGUUCUACGCGGAGGUGGCCGUGCUCGCCAAGCUCCGGCACCGGAACCUGACGACGCUGGUGGGCUACUGCCUCGGCGGCGACCACCACGCGCUGGUGUACGAGUACCUCGGCGGCGGCAACCUGUGGCGCGCGCUGUUCCAGGGCGAGCUGGCGUGGCGGCGGCGGCUGGAGGUGGCGGUGGACGUCGCGGAGGGGCUGGCCUACCUGCACGGGUUCCGGGAGGGCGCCGUGGUGCACCGCGACGUGAAGCCGACGAACGUGCUGCUGUCGGAGUCCGGCGCGGCGAAGCUGUCGGACUUCGGGGUGUCGCGGAUCGUGCCCGAGGGCGGGACGCACGUGUCGACGGAGGUGCGCGGCACGCGCGGGUACGUCGACCCGGAGAGCUUCUCGGCGGGGCACGUCUCGGAGGCCGGCGACGUCUACAGCUUCGGCGUCGUGCUGCUCGAGCUCGCCACGGGGAUGCGCGCCGUCGUGCCCACGCCGUCGGGCGGCGCCGAGUCCAUCGUGCACGCCGCGCACUGGGCCGUCGCCCAGGCCGGCGGCGAGGCCGGCGCCGCCGCGGAGUCCAUGGUGGACGAGCGCCUCGGCGCCGACUGGGACAGGCCCACCGUGCGCGCCGUGUUCGCGCUCGCGUGCCGGUGCGUGCGCCCAUACAAGCACGAGCGCCCCGCGAUGGGCGAGGUGCUCGCCGAGCUCAAGGCCAUGCUCGCCGACUAUACCGCACGAGGCGGCGGCGCCGACCGAUCAGAGGCCUCGACGUCAUCAUCCACCGCCACCCCGGACCUGGCGUCGCUCCCAUCGACAUCGUCAUCCGUGGCGAACACCGAAGCGAUGGCCACGCCGCCGCGGCGCGACAGUUAGGCUCGUGGCGCCGCGGCGGUCGGGGCACUGGUCGAACACCUGGCGGGGUAGGGCCCGAUUGCAGUAAAGGCGAAACUCCCACAUGUCACUUGGACGGCCCUCACCGGCAAGUCGAAUCAAACCAAAUGCACAAGUUGGAUAAUUUUUUUUGUACAAAUCCAUAUCUCAACUACUUCCUUCCCCUGCUGUUUGAAAGUGAUUAGUGAGGAGUUCUUGAGAUCAAAGUCAAUGCCCUCUUUUAUUGAUGAAAACUACCUGAAAAUUUUCGGUGUACUUAGUCCGGUGCACAUAUUCAUGAAUGAAUUUGUGGUUGACUACUGUCCAUCUGAUAAGAGAAAUGGAGGUUGAUUAUAGUUGUGACAGUUUGUCCAUAAUUAAUUUUGAAAUGGGAUGUGAUAUUCACAUUCCAAGUUUCCAAUACGGUUCAUUUGGUUCAGAACUACAAACAGAACGAAUCAAGAAGGGAAUUCUCGACCUGAAUCACUCGUUCGAUCCAUGUGUAUGGUACAUAGAGAAAGCCAAGAAUUUGCAGAUAACAUUAAGCAAUGUCAACCAACAUUCAUUGCAUAUAUGAACUUCUCAACAGUAUAGGUGCAUCGUUUGGUACAGCUUAGUACACGUAUUAGUUUAUAUAUACCAUUCAUAUAUUAGUAUUAGCUCUACAAUGAUUCAGUACAGCUAAUGAUACAAGUAACUUAUGUUAGACCAGAAUUACUUUAGUGCUACUGCUACUCCAGGUUUACACCUGUGUAGUUUGGUUUCCACCACUGGGUUUUGUAACUUCUCAGUUCAGAUGAGUGAGCCACGAAGUUAGUAAGCUCUCAACACUGCAGCUCCAAGCAUACACGAACUUCAGUUUUCGCUCAAGUUCUCGAACUCAACAGUGAUUGACCUGGCGCUCUGGAGAACAACUGAUUUGUUUGGCAGCACAGCAGUGAUUGACCUUGUCUUCUGGAGAGCAAUUGACUUCAUGUUUUGCUCCUUCCAGACAAUCUUGACCACUUCAUCUACGACAGUGUUUGGCUGCAGCAAAGUUAAGCACAAGAUUAAGAAACCAUUGAA
Molecule: messenger RNA, 3121 nt
Organism: Oryza sativa Japonica Group (Japanese rice)
Lineage: Eukaryota; Viridiplantae; Streptophyta; Magnoliopsida; Poales; Poaceae
Product: probable serine/threonine-protein kinase PBL21
Biological process (GO): protein phosphorylation
Molecular function (GO): protein kinase activity; ATP binding
Source: RefSeq, a predicted model, not a curated record